Molecule: messenger RNA, 348 nt
Organism: Penicillium psychrosexuale
Lineage: Eukaryota; Fungi; Ascomycota; Eurotiomycetes; Eurotiales; Aspergillaceae
Exons: 1
Coding region: 1-348 (115 amino acids)
Source: RefSeq, a predicted model, not a curated record
AUGCCUCUUGGGGGCCAGCGUACACCGAGAGGCUGCUACCCAGUGGAUGAGCAGGGUCAGCACAGAUGUGAGGCCAUGAAUGGAUCGGAAUGGCAAAGGUGCUACAAGGAAGCUUUGUCACUAGGCAGUGAAUCUGCCGAACAAGGAGCAGCUCUUCUGGUAAUCUUUGAGGCAGCUCAGAGUGCCUGCCUCGCUCGUGAUCUGGACCCCGCCGGUAGCGACCGGAUGAAUGUGUAUCAUGUAGGCUCCAGCACAAGCUCUUUGCACGAUGACAUGCCAAGGGCUCAGUUGCCACCGAGUCGGCACUGUGAGAGUGAAAUCCGGGGGAGCCCAUAUGUGACCUGGUAA